Trichoderma atroviride IMI 206040 is the source of this 2654-nucleotide messenger RNA. RefSeq lists its product as uncharacterized. The record is from RefSeq and is a predicted model, not a curated record. Lineage: Eukaryota; Fungi; Ascomycota; Sordariomycetes; Hypocreales; Hypocreaceae. Gene Ontology annotation, molecular function: pyridoxal phosphate binding. Gene Ontology annotation, biological process: biotin biosynthetic process.
ACGAUGGCCUCCAAUCUCGAUAAGACUCUGGCCAAUAUCCUCUCAUUACGCCUGUCUCAAGGCCGCCUUCGUCGCCUCACAAUUCCUUCUCCCAAUUGUGUCGAUUUCUCUUCAAACAGCUAUUUGUCACUUUCCUCCAAUCCAGCUGUCAAGGCUGCUUAUUUGUCGUUCAUCCAGCCCUACCUGCAGUCAGCAGACUCCGAAGCCGGGUUUGGUCUUGGAUCCGGAGGUUCUCGGCUACUAGACGGCAACUCAGCAUUCACAGAAGAUUUAGAAGAUCGAAUCGCCAAAUUCCACGGCGCAGAUGCAGGGCUGUUAUUUAAUUCUGGAUUCGAAGCCAACACAGGACUAUUCGCCUGUGUGCCGCAAAAGGGAGAUGUCAUUGUUUAUGACGAAUUGAUCCAUGCCAGUGUUCAUGAUGGCAUGAGACUAAGCAGAGCGCAGAGAAUCCCCUUUGCACACAACCAGGUCUAUGAAAGUUCUACAGCAGCAUCAGAAGCAUCAAAUGGGAAGAACAAGCGUCAAUGCCUCGAUUCUUUAUUGAGAAGCCUAACAGAGGACGCAGAAGGGGCAGAAGUACGGAAUGGGAAGAAGAACGUCUUCAUAGCAGUUGAAGGAGUGUACAGCAUGGAUGGAGAUGCAGCACCGCUAAAAAACAUUGUCGAGUGCGUGGAAAAGAGACUGCCUCUGGGAAACGGCUACAUCAUUGUCGACGAGGCGCACUCUACGGGAAUAUUUGGCCACCAGGGAAGAGGGCUCGUCUGCCAUCUUGGGCUUGAAAGCAGAAUAUGGGGCCGUGUGCAUACCUUUGGCAAAGCUAUGGGAUGCUCCGGAGCUAUUGUGCUAUGUUCUUCGGUAACGAGGUCAUAUCUCAUCAACUACGCCCGCAGCUUCAUCUAUACAACCGCCAUGGCCUUUCCUUCUCUCGCCAGCAUACGCACAACCUACGACUUUCUAGCACAGGGCCACGCGGAUCCCUUGCUCCAGCAUCUCCAGUCACUUAUCCUUCAUAUGCACAAUCUGCUCAUUGGUAUUAUUGAGCAGCAUCAUCCUUCGCCAGAGUUAUUCCGCAUAAACUCAGAAACGCCACAGUCGCCGAUCUUACCACUGUUUACAAGUCGAGCUAGGAAUUUGGCGCAGUAUUGCCAAGAGAGAGGCUUCACUGUGAGACCAAUUGUGGCCCCAACAGUUCCAGCUGGGCAGGACAGAGUAAGAGUAUGCCUGCAUGCUGGAAACACCGUGGAGGAAGUGGGAGGACUGUGCAAGGCCGUAGAAGAAUGGAUAACGGCAGUCAUAAAGAGCAAGUUAUAGAAAUUGACAUGAAACAAUUGUGCUUAUAUAUGUAGAAUAAGCUCACUAGUGCCAUUCCUAUGAUACUCUCUGUGAGAAAUCGUUUUCUUUAUCCCCUUUCUGCAUUUCCUAUUUAUCAUGACCAAACAAAAUCGUAAAAAACAAAUUCAUAAACGCUCAUCUAUGCGCUUGAGGGGUCCAUCGGCUUCUUGUCAAAGCUCUGCAUGGGUUCCAGUCCCCAUCGGCCAAACAUGGCGCUGUCCUCGUCCCAGCCAUUGCACUCCGUCGUCAACAUCUUCUCUCCAGUAAAGAUGGCGUUGGCACCAGCCAUGAAGCAAAGCGCCUGCUUCUCCUCCGACAUGGUCUUGCGGCCAGCAGCAAUACGGAUAAUAGUCGCAGGCAUCAGCAGACGUGCUGUGGCAAUGGUGCGCAGCAUGCUUGUGAAGGCAAUGGGCUCGCGAUCACCCAACGGGGUUCCCUUGAUGGGCACAAGGGCGUUGACUGGGAAGCUCUCUGGGUGCUUGGGGAGCGUGGAAACGGUGUGCAGCAGACCAACUCGGUCCUCUGAUGAUUCACCGAGGCCCAGGAUGCCGCCAGAGCAGACGUUGAUGCCGGCAUCGCGGACGUGGCUCAGCGUGGUCAGACGCUCAUCGUACGAGCGAGUCGAGAUGAUGGAGGGAUAGAACUCGCGGCUGGUGUCGACGUUGUGGUUGUAGGCAGUCAGUCCCGCGUCCUUGAGCUGGCGCGCCUGCUCGGCAUCGAUCAUGCCCAGCGUCACACACGCCUCCAUGCCCAUGGCCUUGACGCCCUUGACCAUCUCGACGACGUUCUUCAGGCCCGACUUGCGGCCGCGCAUGUCUCUCCAGGCCGCGCCCAUGCAGAAGCGCGUGCUGCCGUUGGCUCGGGCCUGGCGCGCCGCCUCCAGCACAGACUCGACCGACUCCAUCUUCUUGGCCUCGAGGCCCGUGUCCUUGGAGUAUCGCGACGACUGGGCGCAGUACGAGCAGUCCUCGGAGCAGCCGCCCGUCUUGAUGUUCAUCAGCGUGCAUAGCUGGACCUCGCCGGGGCUGUGGAAGCGGCGAUGGAGCGAUCCAGCCUGAUAGGCCAGGUCCAGCAGAGGCUGGUAGUAAAUGGCCGAAAUCUCCUCCUUGGUCCAGUUGUUGCGCGGCUGCGUUGCUGCCACAGCCUCUGCCACCAGCUUCUUGCCAUCCAGGCCCGAUUUCUGCUGCUGCGGGGGAGGGGGAGGGGCAGCUCCAAAGUUGACGGGAGAGUCGACGGCAGUGCUGUUGGCCCGGCUGUUGAUUCGCACCACGGCUGGAGUUUGUCUGAAUAAAGGCGAGAAGGACUGGGCCAAUCGGCCAGCU